AUGUAUGUAUGUUCAGCACCAGUACGAAUGCAAGCUGCUGGUCAACUACGAUGGUAUGCCACGGAAGAUAUACUACAAUACGUUUAUCGAUUACGGAACUACUUGAUCCAAUCUCCAGGGAAAUUAUCACCUACCUUUAUAUCGACUCAUCGCUUAAAUCCAAUAGAUACUAGUUUUCUCUUUGAUGGUGAUAAAAGAUUUCCUGCCCAAACUGUCUAUAUCUGUGAAGCUAUUGGUGGAUGGAAUGAUAUGUUCCAACGUCUUCGGUUGUUAACCUCUAUUAUUGUCCAUAAUAAUCGUCUAUUACGAGGGUAUAGUAAUAUUACUACACAAGGUGUUGCUGAAAUGACCUUACUCCGAAUCAUUGAUGAAAUUAUCCAAGCCUAUGAAGCUGCUGAAGGAUUCAUUGAUCGUGAUGCCUUUGAAGAGCGCUAUGAAUUGGAGUGGCAAGAUCAAAAUAAUAAUAACGAUGAUGAUGAUGAAUCAUGA
This is a messenger RNA of Halteromyces radiatus, 489 nucleotides long. RefSeq lists its product as uncharacterized. Bases 1 to 489 code for a protein of 162 amino acids. The record is from RefSeq and is a predicted model, not a curated record. Lineage: Eukaryota; Fungi; Mucoromycota; Mucoromycetes; Mucorales; Cunninghamellaceae. Gene Ontology annotation, molecular function: structural molecule activity. The transcript has a single exon.